AGUACCUCUUCCUAGCAACCAGAUGUAAUGUACAACAUCGCCCGCCAUAUUUUGUAUUAUUGUCUUAAUACAGGCUGUGACCUUAUUAGAAUAUAAAAACUGUGGCCGUUAUAAUUUAUGAUUCAAUAAAACUAUAAAUCUACAUUAGUAACCACAAAUGGCUAUGGCUAGAAGAGCUCAGCUUCAAGACCAGGCGGUCUUUCAACAACAAUUAGAGAAAAAUAGACAGAGAGAGGUGGACCUUCAAAGUAUGGAGAUGGAGAAAAAGAUGGCUCAGUAUAUUGAAGAAAAUAUACGCAGGGAAGAAAAGGUGAAACAGAAAAGGUUUAUGAGACAACAGGAAAUCAUGAACAAGGAGAUGGAGAUGAAUGAUGCUAUUUUAAAGGCAGAAAGAGACCGGCUGCUAAAACAGCAACAGAUUGAGCAGGAGGAGAACCUGGCCAGAGAACUUGAGAGAGUCAAAUUUGAACAGUUACGUGAUGAGAAGAUGAGACAACAGAUCAGAGAAACCAGUCUUGAGCUACGAGAAUUGGAAGCCAAGUUGAGAGCUGCUUACACAAACAAAGAGAGAGCUGCACAGAUUGCAGAGCGGGAAUCUAUGAAGUAUGAUGAAAUGAAGCGAGAGUCCGAGAUUGCACGUCACAUGAAAGAACAAAACGAAAGAGCUGAGGAGGCUGAACAUCAGAGAGAAAUGGAGAGGUACAAAGAGAUGGCUCGCUACCAGCAAGAAUUGGAAAGACAACUGGAGGAACAGGAAGCCCAGAAACAGCAAGCUUAUGAAGAAUUCCUUAAGGAGAAACUCAUGAUUGACGAGAUCGUGCGCAAAAUUUAUGAGGAGGAUCAGAGAGAGCUUGAGAGGCAGCUCCAGAAGCGUCAGGUCACACAGCAGUACAUAGAGGAAUUUAAGAGAGCCAGGGAAGAAUGGAAGCUCCAAGAGAAGAAAAAGAUGGAAGAGGAGAACCAGAGGAUCCUACACUUCGCUAGACAGAUGCAGGAGAGGGAGGAGUACCUCAAGACACAGAAGAAAGAGAAAGAUUCAGCCAUGAGCAAGGUUCAAGAUGCUUUGGCCCAAGAAAUAGCAAGGAAAGAGGCUGAGCGGGCAGAGAUGGAAAAGAUCAGGCUGGAGCUUGUGCUGGAGGAAACAGAAGAAAGAGAACGACAGAGAGAGAUGGCUGAAAUGGAGAGACAGAUCAGACAGAAAAUUGAUCUCCAGUCGACACACGCACAGCAACUGCACUACAAGGCUCUCAGACAGGAAGCUGAAAAGGCUGAGGAAGAAGAGUUCAGGAAACAGAUGUUAGCCAAGUUUGCUGAAGACGACCGCCUAGAACAAAUGAAUGCCCAACGUAGGCGGAUGAAGCAGCUUGAACAUCAGAGAGCAGUAGAGAAACUGUUGGAGGACAGAAGAGUACAGUUCGCUCGUGAGAGGGAAGCCGAGGUGGAGGCCAGGCUGGAAGAAGCCAAACUGGAGCAGUUCCGCAAGAGAGUCAUUGAAGAAGAGAGACAAAAACUGCUCAAGGAACAUGCUAUCAAGUUAUUGGGCUAUUUACCUCGGGGUGUCAUACGUGAUGAGAAAGACCUGGAUAUUCUUGGACCCCAGUUUAAGGACGCCUAUUCUCAAAGACAGAUUGACCCAUUUGAUGACUUGGCAUGGAAUUCUAAGUGAUGGCGUCUAUAGUUGCAAGCUUUCUAUAUGUACAUAUUUGUCAAUGUAUAUAAUAAUAAGUAAUUAAUUAAUAUUGUGUUGAGCUUUUCUCACAUGAAAGAGUGACCUUGACCUGGUAAUGUUGCUUGAAUGAAAAGAUGACAAUGUUUGAGAUUUUUUUUUUUAAUUCUGUAACUCUAGUGCAGAGCUGAAAAUGUAUCACAAUUUUUAUCUGUCUGUAUUUGGACGUGUCACUUGUUGUCAACAUUCCGUAAUGUUGAAUUUUUAACUUUCAUAACAGAUUUUGAUCGAUGUAAAGAAAUCUUUUUUGAAACAGUUGAUUCCUAUUACCAGUAGAUAGUAUUUUCUGUGACAUUAAUUGAUAGGAAUUUUUCAAUCAAGUUUUGGUUUGAAUUAUUAAAGAUGAAAAGAAAAGAAAUAAAUGAUAAUGAAUUGUUUUGAUAAAUACAGUUAUAUUUUUUUGCUGUAGUUUUUUUCACCUUCUAGCAGUAACAAAAAAACUUUGAGACUUUGUUGUGGCUUUACUUUAAACACAAUAGCUUGGACAGAUUACUAGUUAGCAGCAGCUGUUUUUGAUUAUCAGGCUUAGGCAACUCAAGUGAUCCAUGCCCUAGUGCCAGUUAGUAAAGACUUAUAAAUAUUAAACUGCUGUUUAACUAUACAAUUUGUAUGCAACUCUAGUUUGAUGGUUACGCUAAUUUUUUUUUGCUUACUGCCUUAGAUCAAACAAACAAAAUUAUGUCUAAAGCAAUGUAUUAGUUAUCUCCGAUGUUUUGUACAUAUUUACCAUGUUUUCAUGGAAGUUGAUUAAGGGCAACUAUUUUUUUUUUAUUUUGAACAUUUUUUGAGACUACUUUUUUAGAAAGAGAAUAUUUUAAUAUCUUCUUUACAUCGUAACAGUAGCUACAAUGGCUAGCUUUUUUAUCACUAGUUUUAGUCAUAAAAGCUACUUGUAAUGUAGUUAUUGUCUUUAAAAGUAUUAGCUUACUAUAAAUUUUUCUUUUAAACCCACUUCGUUGCCAUCUGAUCUAUUUUUAAUAGUUGAAUCUCAGCAGAUUUUUUUUUCAAGAUCUAUUGUAAAUCUGACAAUUGAAAGAAGCAAAUUAACUGUGAAAAAAUAUGGUAAAAUAAAAUAUUAAAUAUGAA
Molecule: messenger RNA, 2812 nt
Organism: Biomphalaria glabrata
Lineage: Eukaryota; Metazoa; Mollusca; Gastropoda; Planorbidae
Product: meiosis-specific nuclear structural protein 1-like
Exons: 12
Coding region: 158-1666 (502 amino acids)
Biological process (GO): cilium organization
Cellular component (GO): motile cilium
Source: RefSeq, a predicted model, not a curated record